Molecule: messenger RNA, 335 nt
Organism: Paramecium primaurelia
Lineage: Eukaryota; Ciliophora; Oligohymenophorea; Peniculida; Parameciidae
Source: the annotation of a GenBank genome assembly
AUGCUUGAUAAUGCCUUGUCUUAUGCAGCUUUAGGUACAAUAAUUGCCAUUACUAACAUAAUAAUUAUGAUAGUAAAAUAUUUAUUUAUAUAUAGAUUUAAUUAUCACCAUUAGUUCAAACUUCUAUAUAGGUACUUUUCUUUGCAAAAAAUGAAAACUUCUCAAGUAUAAGACAAAGACUCUCAGAAUUCAAUAGUGAUAUAUAUAUUUGGAACCAUGGAGCAGUAUAUAAUGCAAUAAUUAUUGGAUCAGGAUCAAAUAAAAGAGAAACUAGAUAAAAGAUUAAGGAAAUAGUCAAUGAAAAAUUACAAAAUUGUUUUGUGAAUAUGGCUUGA